CCGCGUUUGCUCGGCUUCAGCUCCGGCUCCCGCUCGCUCGCUCGCUUGCUCGCCCGGCGGACACCGCAGGAAGAGGAAUCUACGAUGCUGAGCUGCACUCGUCCCUGCGGCUGCAGCCAUCGCAGCGGUGUGGAGGACGGCAGGUGCUCUGGGGUCCGCUCCUAUCUGCACCUGUUCUAUGAGGACUGCGCAGGUACAGCUCUCAGUGACGACCCAGAGGGGCCUCCAGUGCUGUGCCCCCGCCGACCCUGGCCCUCCCUGUGCUGGAAGAUCAGCCUGUCUUCGGGGACCCUGCUUCUGCUGCUGGGUGUGGCUGCCCUGACCACAGGCUACGCGGUACCCCCCAAGCUGGAGAGCGUCACCUUCAGCGAGGCCCCCAUAUUGGAUCAGCGCGCGGCCGACUACAACCAGGCCCUGGGCACCUGCCGCCUGGCAGGCACAGCGCUGUGCGUGGCAGCCGGCAUCCUGCUGGCCAUCUGCCUGUUCUGGGCCAUGACAGGCUGGCUGAGCCAGGACACCAAGGCGGAGCCCGUAGACACUGAAGCCGACAGCCACGUGGAGGUCUUCAGGGACGAGCCGCCGCCGCCGCUGUCCCCCGUCUUCCGAGACGCCAGUGGCCGGUCGUGGCUCUCGGCCCCUGGCAGCCGCUUUGGGCAGCCUGUGCAGACCGUCCAGCCCUCACGGGACUCAUGAGCUGCCCGCAUGGCAGCUCCAGGAGGCGCCAGAGCCCUCCCUCCUCCCCACCACCCCUUCUCUCUCUGUGUCUCCCCAACGCCUCCCUGUGAACGGGGCCCCUACCUCCUAAGACCCCUGACGACCCAAACCCCUGGGGGCAGGGUGCCAACUCAGCCCAAAUGCCAGCCUUCAUGUCUUCCCACCCUCUUCUCCUGCCCCAGCCCUUCGGGGCAGAACACACGGCCCCCAGCCUGUCCCCACUCCUCCCUCUGGGACUUUGGUGGGCCAGGCCCUUGUCCUGUUGGUCCCUGCCCCUGUAGCAGGAGGGGUGUGGGCCAGAGUCGGAGACCUUCCAGUUCUCCCCAGGGUGUGAGCUGGGCAGACAGGAUGGAGGAGGGACCGGGCGCUGUCAUCCUCCCAGGGCCUCCGUCCGAGUGGGCCAGCGAGCUCCCUUGAGCUCCCCCUCCAGGUUGGUGUGCAAACCUUGGCUCCUCACACUGUGUGUGCUCCCUGCACAGUGCCUCUGACCCCAGGUCCACCCCGCGAUGGGCAGUGACUACCCCAGUUUGCAGGUGAAGUGGCUGGGGGAGACUGAGAGAUCGUGUGUCCCAGGUCACAGUGCGAGGCCAUCUGCGCUGUGAGACCCCAGCGUCCUCUUGGACCAGCUCUGGUUCCACAGCCAGAGGAGAGCCCUGCACCUUCCUGAUCCCCAGGGGACCUCAGGGGUGGGGGACAUGGCCCAGAGACACAGACGGAUUAGGUCGCUAGGAACCAGGGGCAGGAGAAUUGGGGUGUCUUUGUCUGCCUCCUUGGAAACCGCCACUUCUAGUCCUACCCUGGUGACAAAAGGGCGCCUGCCUGUACCACCAGGGGGCGCUCCGACACAGCUCACGGAUCCCGCCCCUCACUCGGGCCGGCUCAGUCCCCAGCACUGACCCGCUGGCCCUUGUGCCUCCCGCCGCGUCCCCCUCCUGCACCCUUUGCGUCCCACCUUCCCUUCCAAUAAA
Molecule: messenger RNA, 1682 nt
Organism: Lepus europaeus (European hare)
Lineage: Eukaryota; Metazoa; Chordata; Mammalia; Lagomorpha; Leporidae
Gene: NRSN2
Product: neurensin 2
Exons: 3
Coding region: 85-693 (202 amino acids)
Biological process (GO): nervous system development
Cellular component (GO): transport vesicle; neuron projection; neuronal cell body
Source: RefSeq, a predicted model, not a curated record